ACAACAUGCAAUUCGUUAAAAAGGUUUGCUCCAAAUAAAAUAUCUUAUAUCUCCCCGUGUGCUCGUAUCUCCGGCGAACCAUGGAGCAAUUACCGGAAAACAAACCACCACCGCCGUCUUCGUCGGAAGUUGAUAUCGGAGUGCUGGAUAAAGUGAAACCAAUUGCCGGCGAUUCCGCUGCCGAAUGGAUUGAUUACGCCGUUCAACAGGCGGUGAUCGCACAAAAAACCGCAGCGGAAACCCUAGAAUCCACCGUUAAUCUCACCAAAUUACGCAUCGAUCAAAUUAGAUCGACUUCUACUGCUCAUUUUCAUAUGACAAUCGAAUCCCUGAAAGAUCUCAAAUCUGACUAUCAUGUUUAUGAGGAUCUUGUGUUUGAAAAGAUCAAAGAGGGUGUUUACUUUACCGCUUCACAUCCAUUUGCUACAACUGGACUGGUUUUUGGCUCAGGGAUAUUGGCUCUAAAACGGACAAGGCGCUCUUUAUACUACAGCACCCUGCGUCUUUUUAGCAAUGACGAGGCCAUGCUUGCUAAAGCUAAUGCCAAGGUACAAAAGUUACGGGAGUCGGUUAGAGCCUUAACAGAAGAAAGGAAGCAAUUGGAGAAGCUCUCUUUAGGUGCAGAAGUAGAGCUAAAACGGGCAACGACAAAACUAAGACAAGCAGGAAAGCAAAUCCAGGGUGUCAUAAGCUCGGGUUAUAAGAUUGAAAGACAAGCAGGGGGCUUGAAGGAUAUACUGUCAGAGCUUCCUAAGAGAGACGCAUCAGGAUUCCGGUCCGAAGUGUCCCAACUUGCAUCACAAGCUAAACGCGAGAGAAGGGUUCUUAAUAAAGAGGUUAAAAAGAUAUCUAACUAUGGUAUAUCUGUCUGAACACACCGCCACUGUAAGGUGAGAACAUCGAAUCUGAAAACAUUUCUAUUGUAUGUAAGAAGUCACACCAGCGUGCUUCUUAAAAGAAGGUUCUUUUAAUGGACUUCUGUUUGAUUUUGUAUCACCAUUUACCGCAUUUGGUAAAAGAAAUUGUAACUUGUGACCUUGCUCGAUUUUGGUUCUCUGGAACAAUGAAUAAUGUUACAGUUUAAAAAAAGAAGAACAAAAGCAGGUUACUUGCAAGUUGCAAGUAGAAUGUGUAAUAGUUGUGAUUUGAGGCUGUCCA
This is a messenger RNA of Helianthus annuus (common sunflower), 1158 nucleotides long. RefSeq lists its product as uncharacterized. The coding region runs from base 81 to 872 and encodes 263 amino acids. NCBI's taxonomy places the organism in Eukaryota, Viridiplantae, Streptophyta, Magnoliopsida, Asterales, Asteraceae. The record is from RefSeq and is a predicted model, not a curated record. The transcript has 9 exons.